AUGAAGUUUGAAACUCAAGUUCCGGUCAACAAGUGGCUGAAACAUAUGGCGGAACACGUCGGUGCCUCAACUAUUGAACCAGAGGUCGAUUGGGGCAAAGAAGUCAGAAAGUUUAAAGAAAAGAACAAGUCCUCUAAAGAUUUUCUACCCGCGAACCAUAUUGAGCGCUUCUCAACAAAACAAUUUAUCAGGGACGUUCUGACGUCAGAGCGAAUGUCAGAAUCCCAGAUCACGGAAUUGGAAAGAUAUAUCAGUGGCCGGCCAGCAAAAUUGAGCUUUCUACUCCUCGUUUCAAUUAACAGAGCACCCUGGAUGGAAUCACUAGCAAACCCCAAGUACAAUUUCAGUGAUGACGAUCUUCUAACCGCUGAUAUCAUCGAUGAGUACCUUACGAUUAACCGCCAUCAGAAGGAUGUCAAGAUAUUGUUUCAUAACAGCGACGCCUCGCGCAGCAAUGAUCAAAACGACAUCCAAUUAUUCAACCUUGCUCGAUGGUCUUUUUUAGCUCCAGUUUUUACCACAACCAAAUUCUAUCAAGAAUUCAACGAGGCAGUGCCACUGCCCUUUCUGAAAGUCCCAGACUUCAAGCCAAAGAACGGAUCAUUUGGCGUUGUCCACAAAGUUGAAUUGCAUCACGCUCAUCAGUUGAACAUCGUUCCGAACAUGUCAGAACACAUUUGGUUUCUUCGUGAGAUGAAGAUCCUGGAAAAGAUCCAAGCAAUCGUUAAGGAAAGACCAGACCUUCAGCUGAUUACCCCGAUCGCUAGCUACAGGGUCAGUAACGACAGCGGAGGUUGUUUACUAUUCCCUUGGGCGGAGGGCGGGAACUUGAAGGAUUUUUGGGAUAGAGAAGAGAACAAAGCCGGCGCUUUGAAUCAGAACAGCCGGUAUCGUGGUCUGGCAAAAAUGGCCUGGGCCUUGAAGCAAAUGGAAGGACUGUGCAAGGCGUUGGUCGAAUUGCACAAACCACAUUCUCCCAAUGGCGCAUCAAUGUCUAAUGAGGAAACUCCACAUCUCCGUCAUGGAGACCUGAAACCGGAGAAUAUCCUCGUGUUCAGAGAAGGUGAUGAGGAUAUCUUGCGUAUUGCUGACCUCGGCCUCGGGAGGUUUCAUCUCAAGUCGACAGACGGACGGAAGAAAGCUAAAGAAUACACCAAGACGAUCACUGGAACAACUCGAUACAUGCCCCCGGAGUUUGAGGACAAUAAUGUCAUAUCGAGGAGGCUUGAUGUUUGGUCUCUGGGUUGUUUAUUCAUCGAAUUUGUCAUCUGGGCGGCAUGGGGCCUGGAGGCACUCGACAAGUUCAACAAUAUCCCUAACGACGCAUUUUGGCAGAAAAGAAGCAAUUCUGAUAAUGUUGUUCAUGACAACAUAUCUAACUGGAUAAACAGUAUGGAAAAGGUCCUGUUACCAAACACCGCCCUGAGGGACAUACUUGAGCUCGUCUCUGUCGGCAUGUUGAAGCAAUUGCCUCAACGACAUACCUCUCAGAAGAUUUACAACAAGUUGAAAACAAUUGUCGAGAGGUCUCAGGAGAAGGACGAUUAUUGUUUGGAUUGGAACCAGAAGGCAAACAUAUUGGGCCAUAUUCUACCGGCUGUUGAAUCGGGGUCGCAAAAUCGCGGCCAAAACUAUGCCUACACUCAGGAGAUAAAUCGGAUGAAGGACAUUUGGAUUCCCCAUACUGAUAAUGGCUUUGCUCGAAACCUGUUAAACCUUCUUGGGCCCGAUAACGAUGGAUGGAUGUCAAGAGCAUCCCUUGCUUUUGAAGUCCCAUCUCUGUCCUCCGGAUGGUUCAACGAUGAGUCCUCACAGAUUGGGGGGCCAACGCCACCUGUACCUGGAAGCAGCGAACAAUUCUUACUUUUUGAAGAGUGGAUUCGACUAUGUGACAAUACUCAUGGUCAUGGGGCGAACUCUUUAUCAACGCCGAAUUUAAAUAACGGCAAUCUCCCAACUCGUGUUGUUGAUGUUGGCAGUGUAUCCAAUCCAUUGAUUAGACUUGUGACUAGUGAGGAAAUGACCUCUGCCGUCUAUUUAGCUCUCAGUCAUCGUUGGGGUGAUGACGCUACACAGCAUUCAGGGAGGACUUUGAAGCAGAACCACAUCUUUAGAUACAAAAACAUCCCUCUAGAUGAGCUCCCCUUGAACUUCACAGAUGCAAUUACAGUUACAAGGGGGGUUGGGAUAAAGUAUCUGUGGAUCGAUUCACUUUGCAUAGUUCAGGAUGAUGACGGAGAUUGGAAACGCGAAUCUGUGAGGAUGGAACAGGUAUAUAGCAACGCCAAAUGUGUUUUGGCGGCCAGCUCUGCCAAAUCGUCGAUGGAGGGCUUUCUCAACCGACGCACUCCUGUUCCAUCAUUUGUUGCGCUACAGUCCGAGUCUGGCGAUAUCAACUAUGUUAGCAAGAAUAUUGACAACUUCAAAGGCGACGUCGACGAAGCCAUCCUGAACACUCGAGGCUGGACACUUCAGGAAAGAGCACUCGCUCAACGCACAAUUCACUUCACCAAGAAUCAAGUCUACUUCGAAUGCAGCAAGGGAGUGCAAUGUGAGAGUCUCAUCUCAUAUACGAACUCUAUCGAGGCACGUUACAAAGGAGGAAGAGUUAUGCUUGUACAGAAUUUGUACAAUCAAUACUCGAAACGAGUGUUCUGGGAUCCUCAGGACCGUCCAAUUGCCAUUUCCGGCCUCGAGAAGCGGUUGACGUCGGCAUUUAUCAGUCGUGGAGGGUAUGGAGUUUUCCAGAUAUUCUUGGAGAGGGGUCUUCUUUGGAAGAAGGCCGACGAGACUCACUCUUUGAAGCCUAUCAACUUCCCGCUUGAACGAAACGUACCAACGUGGUCGUGGAUGGCGUACGAUGGAGUCAUCUCCUACGUUGAAGUUGACUUUGACAAAGUAGACUGGACGAACGAAUAUUCGUCUCCGUUUGACUCUGACAGUGCCGCCAAAGGCCCCCGGUCCUGGGAAUCAGAAAAAUACGACAAUUGA
Fusarium pseudograminearum CS3096 is the source of this 2991-nucleotide messenger RNA. RefSeq lists its product as uncharacterized. Gene Ontology annotation, molecular function: protein kinase activity; ATP binding. The transcript is spliced from 10 exons. Lineage: Eukaryota; Fungi; Ascomycota; Sordariomycetes; Hypocreales; Nectriaceae. The record is from RefSeq and is a predicted model, not a curated record. The coding region runs from base 1 to 2991 and encodes 996 amino acids. Gene Ontology annotation, biological process: protein phosphorylation.